Molecule: messenger RNA, 1989 nt
Organism: Orycteropus afer afer
Lineage: Eukaryota; Metazoa; Chordata; Mammalia; Tubulidentata; Orycteropodidae
Gene: LSG1
Product: large 60S subunit nuclear export GTPase 1
Exons: 14
Coding region: 1-1989 (662 amino acids)
Biological process (GO): ribosomal subunit export from nucleus
Cellular component (GO): cytosol
Molecular function (GO): GTPase activity; GTP binding
Source: RefSeq, a predicted model, not a curated record
AUGGGCAGGAGGAAAGCGCUGAGUAGUGGGUCACUGGGCCGGGCCCUUAUCCGCCAUCAGACUCAGCGGAGCCGUAGCCAUCGUCACACCGACACUUGGUUGCACACAAGUGAACUCAAUGAUGGCUAUGAUUGGGGUCGUCUUAAUCUUCACUCAGUGACUGAACAAAGCUCCCUCGAUGACUUCCUUGCAACUGCAGAACUUGCAGGAACAGAGUUUGUGGCUGAGAAGCUUAAUAUUAAGUUUGUGCUUCCUGAGGCUAGAACUGGACUGCUGUCUUUUGAGGAGAGCCAAAGAAUUAAGAAAUUACAAGAAGAAAACAGACAGUUCUUGUGUAUACCAAGGAGACCGAACUGGAACAAAAGAACUAGUCCAGAAGAACUCAAACAGGCAGAGAAAGGUAGCUUUCUAGAAUGGAGACGUCAGCUUGUCCGGCUAGAAGAGGAACAAAAGCUAAUACUAACUCCGUUUGAAAGAAAUUUGGACUUCUGGCGCCAGCUUUGGAGGGUCAUUGAGAGAAGUGAUAUUGUGGUCCAGAUAGUAGAUGCUCGAAAUCCACUCCUGUUUAGAUGUGAGGAUUUGGAACGUUACGUGAAAGAACUAGAUGUCAAUAAAGAGAAUGUUAUUUUGAUAAAUAAGGCUGACUUGUUGACUGCAGAGCAGCGGAGUGCCUGGGCCUCACACUUUGAAAAAGAAGAUGUGAAGGUUAUUUUCUGGUCAGCUUUGGCUGAAGCCAUUCAACUGAAUGGCAACUCAAAGGAGCAAGUCAAUGGAGAUGCUGGAGAAACUAGUAUGACUGAGUUUGAAAACUUCAAUUUUGAUGAGGCUGAAAUUUCAUACGAUGAGUCUGAACACCUCCCGGGCAGAGAUUCUCCCUCACUUCGUAAAGGUGCCUCCAGUGAUGAAAACAGCAGUGAGUAUGAGGACUGCCAGGAAGAGGAAGAGGAGGAGGAGGAGGAAGAUUGGCAGACAUGCUCAGAAGAAGACAGCAACCUUGAAGAGUCCCAUGGCCAGGAUGGGAGGGGAAGCUGUACUAUAGGUUCUGACACUCAGGGCAGGAAAGCCCCACAGAAAAGACUAACACACAAUUUUAGCCAUCUGGUAUCGAAACAGGAAUUACUGGAGAUCUUUAAGCAGCUACACACUGGAAAGAAGGUGAAAGAUGGACAACUUACUGUUGGACUGGUGGGGUACCCAAAUGUUGGUAAGAGUUCGACAGUCAACACCAUCAUGGGCAAUAAGAAAGUGUCUGUGUCUGCCACACCUGGUCACACCAAGCAUUUUCAGACUCUGUAUGUGGAACCUGGCCUCUGCCUGUGUGACUGCCCAGGCCUGGUGAUGCCAUCCUUUGUCUCUACCAAGGCAGAGAUGACUUGCAGUGGAAUCCUACCAAUAGACCAGAUGAGAGAUCAUGUCCCACCUAUAUUAUUAGUUUGCCAGAAUAUUCCAAGACAUGUUUUAGAAACUACUUACGGAAUUACUAUCAUAAAGCCUAGAGAGGAUGAAGACCCUCACCGACCUCCAACCUCAGAAGAGCUGCUGACGGCUUAUGGAUAUAUGCGAGGAUUUAUGACAGCCCAUGGGCAGCCAGACCAACCUCGAUCUGCACGAUACAUCCUGAAGGAUUAUGUCAAUGGUAAGCUGCUGUACUGCCAUCCUCCUCCUGGAACUGAUCCUGUGCUCUUUCAACAUCAACACCGGCAACUCCUAGAGAACAAAACAAACAGUGGUGAAGUAAGAAUGCAGCCAGGCAGAAACAAGAAAGCAGAGCAGAUUGAAAAUAUAGUUGACAAGACAUUUUUUCAUCAAGACAGUGUGAGAGCUUUGACCAAAGGAGUCCAGGCUGUAAUGGGCUACAAACCUGGGAGUGGCUUGGUGACUGCAACUACUCUGAGCUCUGAGACUGUAGCUGGGAAGCCCUGGAAAAAACAUGGCAACAGAAAUAAAAAAGAGAAAAGUCGUAGGCUCUACAAGCACCUAGAUACGUGA